CAGAGCUUCACCCAUCGCGGUCCUGUUAUGAUUCUUGCCCAGUGCGUGCCUAGAACCGCGUCCUGUCGUGUCUAAUCGUUCCCUUCGACUGUCGGAACAGACAGCUGGUCCGUACCUUGGCGCGUCUGGAUCCUCGUGUCCCAAGUCCCCCAGCGCUUCCCCGCUGGCUGGCUCCUGACUGGCUGAUUUCUUUGUUGUCUUCAUCUGCUCUUGUCCUUUUCUGACCGUCCAUUCGAUCUUUGUUCCGUCUCUCUCUUCCCUCCCCCCCAAAACUCCCGUGGAUCUUAUCGCACAGAUAAACAUCCCCCCAUCAACCUACCAACCAAACAUGGCACCCCAAAGGAAACGCAAGUCGGAGAGCGCGUCAAUCGCCGAGGAAGCCGAGUCCCCUGCUGCGAAGAGAGUGGCCGCGCCCGACACACCGGCUACCGGCGAAAAGAGAAAGAGGGGCCGUCCCAGGAAGUAUCCUGAGGGUAGUACUCCCAAGCGCCCUGACGGCCCCAAAAGAGGCCGUGGCCGUCCUCGUAAAGAUCCGAAUGCCCCUACUCCCUCAAAGUCUACCACCCCCAAGCAAGGCAAACGGGGCAGGCCAAGGAAGACCCCGGUCGAAAAUGGAACCGAACCUACCCCAUCAACAACGAAAACAGAGACGGUCGAUACCACACCCUUCGAAGGGCGCUCAUACUGGUUGAUGAAGGCCGAGCCGGAUUCGCGACUGGAGAAAGGUGUUGAUGUAAAAUUCUCCAUUGAUGACUUGGCUGCCCGUAAGGAGCCGGAGCCAUGGGACGGUGUGCGUAACCCUGUUGCACAAAAACAUAUCCGCGACAUGAAGAAGGGUGAUCUCGCCUUCUUCUACCACUCCAACUGCAAGGUCCCAGGCAUUGCAGGUAUCAUGGAGAUUGUCAAGGAGCAUUCACCGGAUGAGUCGGCCUUUGAUCCCGCCCACCCAUACUACGACGAGAAGUCGAACCGAGACGAUCCCAAGUGGCAGGUUGUCCACGUUGAGUUCCGGCGCAAAUUCAACAAAAUGAUUACGUUGAACGAUCUCAAAUCAUAUGCACAGUCCGUACGGGCUCUUGAAAACAUGCAGGUUCUGAAGCAGUCCCGGCUGAGUGUGACGCCAGUAAGCGUCACAGAAUGGGCGUUUAUCAUGGGGGUAGCGGAGGAAAACGAGGCCAAGGCAAACGCCGAAGCUUCCAAAGAUGACAGCGCCGAGGGCGAGGAGCCUGAAUCAAGCGAGUAAAGGAUAAAGGGAUUUCAUUUUGUUGUCGGGCUUUUGGGAUGAUCAACUUACUCUUGUGGGAAUUCGACACGCGCAUUUACUUUAUGUACAAUCAAG
Molecule: messenger RNA, 1339 nt
Organism: Aspergillus costaricaensis CBS 115574
Lineage: Eukaryota; Fungi; Ascomycota; Eurotiomycetes; Eurotiales; Aspergillaceae
Product: EVE domain-containing protein
Exons: 7
Coding region: 329-1243 (304 amino acids)
Biological process (GO): regulation of DNA-templated transcription
Cellular component (GO): nucleus; chromatin
Molecular function (GO): DNA binding
Source: RefSeq, a predicted model, not a curated record